This is a messenger RNA of Penicillium salamii, 1110 nucleotides long. The record is from the annotation of a GenBank genome assembly. Lineage: Eukaryota; Fungi; Ascomycota; Eurotiomycetes; Eurotiales; Aspergillaceae.
AUGACGAAGCUCUUCGAGUCCCUCAACGUCGGCCGUGUGAAUCUCUCCAACCGCGUCGCCCUGGCACCAUUGACACGAUUCCGCGCCGGCGAUGACCACGUGCCCCUCCCCUUCGUGAAGGAAUAUUACGCCCAGCGCGCCUCUGUCCCAGGCACACUGCUCAUUACGGAGGCCACCAUUAUUACCCCCCGCGCAGGUGGCCUCCCCAACGUGCCUGGUAUCUACAAUGACGCCCAAAUCGCUGCCUGGAAGGAAGUCACCGAUGCCGUCCACGCCAAGGGCAGUUACAUCUACAUGCAACUGUGGGCACAUGGCCGAGUUGCGAUGCCGGAUGUGCUCAAGGCCGACGGUGGCCACGAGCUUGUCUCCAGCAGCGCGAUCCCUGUUAGUGAGGAUGCGCAGACACCCCGUGCGCUCUCGGAGUCCGAGAUCCACGAGUGGAUUGCCGACUAUGCCCAGGCUGCACGCAACGCCGUCGCCGCUGGCUUUGAUGGUGUGGAGAUCCACGCAGCAAACGGCUACUUGAUUGAUCAGUUCAAUCAGGAUGUCUCCAACAAGCGGACUGAUGCCUGGGGCGGAAGCGUCGAGCGCCGCGGCAAGUUCGCCGUCGAGGUGACUCGCGCCAUUGUCGAUGCCAUUGGCGCCGACCGCACCGGUAUCCGCUUCAGUCCUUGGAGCACCUUCCAGGGAAUGCGCAUGAGCGACCCCAAGCCGCAGUUCGAGUAUCUAGCGACCCAGAUGGCGGCUUUCAAGUUGGCCUAUGUGCAUGCAGUUGAGUCCCGCAUUGCGGGUAAUGCCGAUGUGGAGGCUACUGACCAGCUGGACUUCUUUUUCAAGGCGUAUGGCAAGGCAUCGCCUGUGAUUGUUGCGGGUGGUUACAAGGCCGACUCGGCCCGCCAGGCCGUGGACGUCAAGUACGCGGAUUAUGAUGUGAUUAUUGCCUUUGGGCGUCCCUUCAUCUCGAACCCUGACUUGCCCUUCCGGGUUAAGGAGGGUGUUCCUCUGGUGCCCUACAACCGUGACACCUUCUAUAUCCCCAAGGACCCUAAGGGAUAUACCGACUUCGAAUUCAGUGCCGAGUUCCAGAAGUCUAUUGAGGCUGCCGCCUAA